AUGUUGCACAAAAUCAUCGUAAACAACUAUAACCUUUGGGUGGUGGUGUUUGUGGCCUUGGGCACCAUUUCCACUGCCUAUGGCCUCGCCAUCAUCGGCUCGACCGUGGGCCAGCCCAACUUCUAUUCCUACUUCCACUUGGCCACUCAGGGAGAGCCUGGCUAUGACCACACCACCAACAUGAUCGGAGCCUUGAACGGCGUCAACUCCGCCGGUGCAAUAGCAGGAUGUAUCUCACAAGCAUGGUCUUCCGACAAGUAUGGCCGCAAGCGUACGAUGCAGAUAGGCUCCCUCAUUCUCAUCGUUGGGGGUGCCUUGUGUGCCGGAGCGGUUGAUAUGGCCAUGUUCCUUGUCGGGCGUUUUGUCGCCGGCAUGGGCUCAGGAAUUCUGGCUUGUGUGGUCCCCAUUUACCAAGCAGAGGUGUCCACACCAGAGACACGAGGCGCCAUGGUCUGCGUCACUGGUAUCAUGUACGCCGUCGGCUAUGCUCUCGCAGGAUGGCUCGGCUACGCCUGUUUCCACAUGUCGGCCACUGACCCUGCCGCACAAUUCGCCUGGCGGUUCCCUCUGGCCUUCCAGGUCGUCUUUCCCACCAUCUUGCUGGCUGGGAGCAACAUGGUUCCCUUCAGUCCGCGUUGGCUCCUCUCGCAGGGCCGGCGACAAGAGGCCCUAGACGUGGUCAAGCGGCUCCACAGGACUCCUGGCGACCCAGAGGACGUCACUGCUCGCCGUGAAUUCUGGCUCAUGGAGCAACAAUACGAAAUGGACGCUCAGAUGUCUCGCGGCCGGUUCGAACUAUUCAGCACCCCUGCGAACAGGAAACGGGCCCUGAUGGCCUUCGUUUUGAUGUGGGGAAAUCAAUUCCUCGGCAUAUUUAUUAUGACCAACUACGGGGUACUGAUAUACGCCAGCCUUGGGCUGAGCGGGUCAAUUCCGCUGCUCCUUAACGCAUGCUGGACGACAUUCACUCUGAUCGGCAACACCUGGACGGCGCUCUUCAUCGACCGCUUCGGCCGGCGCAAGUUCAUGCUCAUCGGCUCCUGCGGCUGCGUCGUCUCUGUCAUCUUCCUCUGCGCCCUGACCGCUUCCUUCCUCAACACGACCAACACGGCCGGUCUGCGCGCCGCUGUCUUCUUCAUCUGGUUCUACAUCAUCUGGUGGUGCUUCUUUAUCGACGCCACGCAGUAUGUCUAUGUGGCUGAGAUCUUCCCCAACCAUCUGCGUCCCGCCGGCGUCGCGCUGGGCCUGUCGGCCUUUUACCUGGCCAGCGAAGUCACCUUGGUCGCUGCACCUGUUGCAUUGAACAAGAUUGGUUGGCGGUUCUAUCUGGUCUUGAUCAUUCCGUCUGCCGUGUACAUCGUAAUAAUCUACCUCUUCUUCCCUGAGACCAAGGGCCGCACGCUCGAGGAGAUCGGCCACGUCUUCGGUGACGACAUGCACGUCGCCACGCAGUGGUACGACGCGUCCGACGAGGAGAAGCGCAAGAUCGAGGAGCAGGCCCUCCGCGACACCGAAGGCGGCGUCGUGCGCGAGAAAGGCUUCUCCACCGCCGUCAAUGUCAACGGCAGUCGCGGGGACGGGGCCGACGACAUCUAUGCGGACAAGGGGACGACGGAGAUUCGGAGUGAGGAUAUUGCCAAGCCAUGA
Molecule: messenger RNA, 1647 nt
Organism: Fonsecaea multimorphosa CBS 102226
Lineage: Eukaryota; Fungi; Ascomycota; Eurotiomycetes; Chaetothyriales; Herpotrichiellaceae
Exons: 4
Coding region: 1-1647 (548 amino acids)
Biological process (GO): carbohydrate transport; transmembrane transport
Cellular component (GO): membrane
Molecular function (GO): carbohydrate:proton symporter activity
Source: RefSeq, a predicted model, not a curated record